This is a messenger RNA of Morchella sextelata, 378 nucleotides long. RefSeq lists its product as uncharacterized. The record is from RefSeq and is a predicted model, not a curated record. The transcript has a single exon. The coding region runs from base 1 to 378 and encodes 125 amino acids. Gene Ontology annotation, molecular function: protein binding. Lineage: Eukaryota; Fungi; Ascomycota; Pezizomycetes; Pezizales; Morchellaceae.
AUGAGUUAUAGCAGGGAUGUUCGAAUUCUCUAUGCAACAGUAAAAGGUGGGCAUGUUGAGAUAGCCAAGUUGCUUCUCGAAAAAGGUGCCGACGUCAAUGCGAGGAAUCGUUCUGGCCGAACAGCGCUCUACGUGGUAGCGGAACGCGGGCAUGACGACAUGGCCAAGUUGCUUCUCGAAAAAGGUGCCGACCCCAAUGCGAGGGAUUGUUUUGGCCGAACAGCGCUCCAGGCAGCGGCAACAGGCAGACACGCCGGCACGGUAGCGCUGCUUCAAAACAAACAAGGUAUCCGUGAUCACCGAAGUAUCCGUGACCACCAAAGUAUCCAUGACGACCGGCACAUUACAUAUUUCCUUUUUAAAACAAAACACGAUUAA